AUGUUGGCUUGGCAUCUGCCUUCGCAAAAGCGGACGUCCUCACAGGACCCAUACACCUCGCAGACGUGGGAUCAACGUGGUGGCAAACAGGAAGCGAGUCCCGGGCAUCUGGCUCGCAGCCCUCCACGAGCUGGAUCGUCCAUCCUUUGUGGCUCUGCAGCCUGGGUAGUGCUGGCAUCCGUAUUUCGCAAUGCAUGUCGUGGAAAACGCUGCAGGUGCAAAUCGGCUGCAUCUCCAAGACCUGCCACGGGAGCCACCGAGCUGCUGGUGGAUGGAGAUACCCACAGUGUUGAAGAAAUCCAGGAUGCCAUCAAACAACUGGAGAAGACUGGGAGAAGGGUACACACAACCGUUUUUGCAGAACCUGGUCGUGAAAACAACAAGAACUGGAAGCAGUUCUUCCAACGUCACGCGGUCUCUUUUCGUCCCGUCGACCGAAACUCGAGCAGAGUUGGUGAAGCCAAUGACGAUGCGAUAAACAGUGCCAUGAGUAAUUGCAGCGAUGACGAAAGUUUGGUUCUCCUCACAUCCGACUACGAUUUCGUAGAUUCCAUUAAGCAAGCGAUGGGCCGAGGCAGGCAGAUUCUAGUUUGUGUCUCGUCGAAAUAUAACGCAGUUAUCGAGCGCUACCGGACAGCAGGGGUGCAUGUCCAACAACUGCAGCCCCGAGUGUCCGUCUUCCCGAAGGUGCGUGCAAUUUUGCAUUCAGACGGCAGUGGGCACGUGCAACUGGACGAACCCUGCCCCCCCUGGUACGAUACCGAAAGCGCCGAUUCUUGCAAAAGCUUUUUGGUCGACUUGGGCUACAUGACUGGGCGCGAAGACCAUUUUGUUCACUCUACAGCUAAAUUCUGGCUCACAAACGAGUUGGGUUCAGUCACCGUGUUCCCUUCGCAAAUCGGCGUCAAACAGGUCUGCCAGCAAAUGCAGAACCACGGAGGUAGAGAGUGGCGGAGAUAUGCUGACAACUUGGCAUUCUUCCUUCCAAAGUCUUCAGCUGGAAAAAAAUUGACUAAAGUGCAGAUCGACAAGUUUGGCACCGGCCUAUCAAGGUCUUUCUUUAAGGGUGGUGGUCCGUUCAUGCUCAAAGAUUCCCCGAAUUUGGUAUGCCAAGCUUUGCGAAGGCUGGGGUACAUGGACGACGACAUGAACACAGACCUGCGGGAGGCAAUGUUUGUUUUCGUGAAUGCCCCGAAAAGCAAGUAUAACCUGCGGAAGCCGCUGGAUGCUCUUCCUUCUGCAACAGACACAGCCGCAGAGGUUGAGGAUAAGCUCCGGCAUGCAUUUCUUUCGAACAGGACGGAUGGACAGUGGCGCAUUGCCCCCAAGGACGUCCAAACGCGCCAGCAGCUGUGCAAAGAGGGUUUCUUGGCCGACGUGGAGGCAGCACGCGGUGAGGUUUUUCGUGCAAUGGCCAAGUAUGCUAGGCGUCACCAGCUCCCCGAGAUGAAAACCUACAACGGCUAUGUGUUCCGUCUCCUCUACCAUCUGGAUUCCAACCCGAACAAGACUGGAGCCAUCGAAAUCAUGCAGUGA
Molecule: messenger RNA, 1536 nt
Organism: Symbiodinium sp. CCMP2456
Lineage: Eukaryota; Dinophyceae; Suessiales; Symbiodiniaceae
Source: the annotation of a GenBank genome assembly